GUCCCAGGUUUCGAUACUCCCAGAACUCUCUUCUUCCCCUUUCUCUCUCUUUUCCAUCGGUUCAUAUUCAAAUUUAUUCCUCUCUCCAAUCCAUCUUCUUCUUCCUCUCUAUAACACAUCUGCAACUCUCUUCUUCAUCCUCCACAACCACAUGGCGGAGCAGUACUCCCAGCAAGCCUACGCGGCGUCGCCGCCGGAGCAGCUGGCGGCGUUCUGGGCGGAGCAGAUGCAGGAGGCGGAGCAGGCCCGGGAGUUCAAGAACCAGAGCCUCCCCCUGGCCCGGAUCAAGAAGAUCAUGAAGGCUGACGAGGACGUACGGAUGAUCUCGGCGGAGGCCCCCGUGGUCUUCGCCAAGGCCUGCGAGAUGUUCAUCCUGGAGCUGACCCUCAGGUCCUGGAUCCACACCGAGGAGAACAAGCGCCGUACGCUCCAGAAGAACGACAUCGCCGCCGCCAUCGCCCGCACCGACGUCUUCGACUUCCUCGUCGACAUUAUUCCCCGGGACGACGACGCCACCUCCGCCAGGUCCGGGACCACCGGGGCCGGGAUCCCCUUGCCCUCCGCCGCAGCCGACGCUAUCUCUAGUUACUAUUAUGCGCCUCCUGCGGCGGCUCCGCCGCCGCCCCCUAUGCCUUUCAUGUGGCCGCCGCGCCACCACCAGAGUGAAUCGUGAUUCAUUGAUUAAUUGAUUGAUUGGGUUUUAAUUUGCGAUGCUGCUCCGGGUGGGGGCACAACUGUCAUUUCGUUCUUUUGUGCCGUGCUAAUGUUUCCUUGGCUAUAUUAUUAUUAUAUAGUCCAAAUAAAUUUCAUAAUGGAUGCGUUUAGUUUUGAUUUUUCA
Andrographis paniculata is the source of this 838-nucleotide messenger RNA. RefSeq names its product nuclear transcription factor Y subunit C-2. Gene Ontology annotation, biological process: regulation of DNA-templated transcription. Gene Ontology annotation, cellular component: nucleus. Lineage: Eukaryota; Viridiplantae; Streptophyta; Magnoliopsida; Lamiales; Acanthaceae. Gene Ontology annotation, molecular function: DNA binding; protein heterodimerization activity; DNA-binding transcription activator activity, RNA polymerase II-specific. Bases 152 to 673 code for a protein of 173 amino acids. The transcript has 2 exons. The record is from RefSeq and is a predicted model, not a curated record.